Molecule: messenger RNA, 1756 nt
Organism: Mollisia scopiformis
Lineage: Eukaryota; Fungi; Ascomycota; Leotiomycetes; Helotiales; Mollisiaceae
Product: acetyl-CoA synthetase-like protein
Exons: 5
Coding region: 1-1668 (555 amino acids)
Biological process (GO): secondary metabolic process
Molecular function (GO): CoA-ligase activity
Source: RefSeq, a predicted model, not a curated record
AUGAUUUACUCGUCUCAAAAAUCCUACGAUGUUCCUGCAGUUGACUUACUCACUUUUCUCUUCGCUAAUAGACUAGAAAAUCCUUCAUGCGCCGCCAAAGAAGACACCAUAAUCCACCUCGAAGCCGCCAACCCCUCGAACUCCAUCACCAAAUCCGUCGGGAGAGAACUCACCAAAUCAAUCGCCUACAGCCUUCGAAACUCCUUCUCCAUUGGCGAGAAUGGUCCAGGUAAAGAUGUCGUUGUGGUUAUUUCCUCCGGCCAACCGUUGCUUGCGAUGUUGUUCUAUGGUGUGAUUGCAUCUGGAGGAGUUUAUUCGGCUGCUAGUGCAAGUUUUACUGCAAGCGAAUUGGAGAGGCAGAUUAAGCAGGGAAAUAGCAAUUUGGUGUUUUGCAGUGAGGAUGCGAAAGAUGUUGCCGUGGAAGCGGCAAAGAGGUGUGGAGUGCCAUUGAGUAGAGUCGUAGUCGUAAGAUCAAGUCCAAGCUGGAGUAUGGCGUCGCUUGAGGAUGAGGUUUCUGUUUUGCCGUCCAAGGGAAAGUUGGGUUGGGAGAGGAUCACCGAUCAAGAAGAGUUGGAUAAUAGUUUGAUAUGUCUCCUUUACUCUUCUGGCACAACUGGUAUUCCUAAAGGUGUGAUGAUAUCACAUACAAACAUAGUAGCAGAAUCUUACAUCCCAGCGACCAUGUUCCGAGAGAAAAUCGCCGCCAGAAUAGAGAACGGAGAACCUCCGUUCGAAUACAGAACCUUAGCCCACCUUCCAGCUUCUCACAUCGCAGGUGUACAAGGAUACUUCAUUAACCCAUUCUACAUGGGCGGUCCUGUAUACUGGAUGCCUAAAUUCGACUUUGGGAAAUUCCUGGAAUAUAACAAGAAAUUCCGCAUCACGUUCUUCUUCACUGUUCCACCUAUUUAUUUGCUCAUUGCGAAGACGGCCAUAGUCACUGACCAGUUUGACUAUCUGGAAGUGGCAAUUAGUGGCGCUGCACCGCUGGGCAAGGAGUUGCAACAUGCGGCCAGCGCAAAGCUCGGUCGGGGCAAGACAUUCAUUGCUCAAACGUGGGGUUUGAGUGAGACGACGGGGAGUGUGACUGCCAUGCCAUGGGGAGAAAAGGACGAUACGGGAAGUGUCAGCAAGCUCUUGCCGAAUAUGAGUGUACGCUUGAUGGAUGACGACGGUAAAGACGUACCCGAAGGGAAACCUGGAGAAGUUCUCGUGAAAGGUCCCGUUGUUACUAAAGGUUAUUAUGGCAACCCUCAAGCAACGCGCGAUUCAUUCAUCGACGGCUGGUUCUGCACUGGCGAUGUAGCGAUCUGGAAGAAUGGGUUACCCUAUAUUGUUGAUCGGAAAAAGGAAUUGAUCAAGUACAAAGGCUUCCAAGUAGCCCCCGCCGAACUAGAGGCUCUUCUCGUCACGCAUCCCAAGAUCCUAGACGCUGCAGUAAUUGGUGUUGAUAUACCUGGUACAGAAGCACCAAGGGCGUAUGUUGUGACGAACGGAGAUAUAACAGAACAAGAGAUCAAGGAAUUCGUGAAGAAGAAUAUUGCAGAUUAUAAGCAGUUGCGUGGUGGCGUGGUUUUCAUGGAAGCUAUUCCUAAGAGUCCUUCUGGAAAGAUAUUGAGGAAGGAUCUGAGAGAGAUGGCCAGGAAAGAAACUAGAGCUAAACUGUAGACCCGAAGGCGCAGAGGACUGUAGCAACUAAGCUUGGUCCGACGAUCUGCUGCGGUACUUGGGAAGGGUAAUUGAAGAGAUAAGGUGA